Molecule: messenger RNA, 814 nt
Organism: Triplophysa rosa
Lineage: Eukaryota; Metazoa; Chordata; Actinopteri; Cypriniformes; Nemacheilidae
Gene: bloc1s5
Product: biogenesis of lysosomal organelles complex-1, subunit 5, muted
Exons: 5
Coding region: 156-620 (154 amino acids)
Cellular component (GO): transport vesicle; BLOC-1 complex
Source: RefSeq, a predicted model, not a curated record
UAUUAUAGCUUGCACAUGACUUGUUUAGCCGUUUUACUGUGUAAAGAAUCGUUUCAACUUCUUGAAACAGUUUACUAGUUUUCCUGGUUAAAAACGAUACUUAUUAGUUUGCCUCGUGUAAUUCAGUUGGCAGAUUAAACUAGUAUCUCGUCGUGAUGGAGAAGAUAGUUAAAGAUGUUGGCGAUAUUCAAUCCAGGCUUAUUGAUCACAGGCCAGUUCUGCAGGGAGAAAUCAGAUACUUCCUUAGAGAAUUUGAGGAGAAGCGAGCUUUCAGAGAAUGCCGUCUGCUUGAGAAGCUGAAUAAGAUGAUAUCAGACACAAACGAUCAUGAUCUGCCUCAGUGCACUGACAGUAUGCACGACAAACUGUGUGAUGCUCUCACACGGUUUGAAGCAGCAAAUCAUAUGACUCAGAGGAUCCAACAGAGGGAGCUAGCUGCUGAACAGAGUACACAUCUGCAGGUGUUUGCGGAGAGACAGAGGCAGGACUGGGAGACGUUUCUGAAAGAGCAGUCUCGUCUCAAGGAGGAGGUAGAUGAGGAGCACGCUAAAGCUGUGGGAAGACUCAGUGCACAGUAUGAUGAGAUGAAGAAAGACCUGGCGAAAUACAGCAGCUUCUGAACCUGUGUGUGCAUGCGUGCGUGCAUGUACGGUGUGUGUGUGUGUGACCUUUAAUGUAAAUAAUAUUUUUAUGGUACUGACAUAUCAAUGAAAUACAUAUAAAUUCAUUUCUUUUUAUGUUGGCUGUUUUGUGUUUACCCAAAAAUGAAAGGUUUGUCAUUAUUUACUCACCCAUAAAUGUCAUUUCAAACUCA